GAGAAGAAGAAGCGUGGCGGGAUGUAAACAGGAAGUAGACCUCUGAAACAGGACGGGUUUUUUUCUGAAAGGUUCUGGACAAGUUGAUGAAGGUUCGGCUGCAGGAACCAGAUCCGUUAUAACCGGAACCAGAACCCGCUGAAAGGAUCCAGAUUUUCCCGGUCCAGGUUCUGGUUCUGAUCCAGCAGUCUGGGUGGCGAUGGCGGGUCGCGGACGCGGCCGCAGAACUCUGGGUUUGGACCCGGUCGGAACCAGCAGAGGCGACUCCCUGCCUCCAGCCAUGCAGCAGCCCACACCCGUGUUCCCAGUAAUGGAGCAGAAGCCCCUCCCCCUGGCAGGCGGGGAGGAGUCAGAGUACCUGACUGCGCUGAAGCAGGACUUCAGGGUGGCCAUGAGGAGUCAGCCAUGUUUCAUCCAGCCGGCCGCCGCCCACAGAGAUGUGGAGCGAUACUCAGAUAAAUAUCACCUGAGUGACAAGAUGGACGGCCUCACUGACUGGAUCAUAGACUGGAAGAGAUUCCCCAAAGAGCUACGGGUCCAAAUCAGGAAACCCAGAGACGGGGCGGCGCUCAGCCGCCUGGCUGCUGCGCCGUCGGGACAGAAGAAGAAGAAGAAGGUUGGAGAGAAAGAAGAGGUGCUGCUCAAACUGGAGACCCUGGAGAAGAAGGAGCAGCAGGAGAGUUCUGAGGAGGAGGGCGAGGAACAGAAGGAGGAGGAGGCCGAGGCUGAGGAAGAGUAUGAUGAAGAGGAGUUUGAGGAGGAGACAGACUACAUCAUGUCGUACUUCGAUAACGGCGAGGACUUCGGAGGAGACAGUGACGACAACAUGGACGAAGCCGUCUACUAGAACUGGUCCUGGUUCCGAUCCGACUGAUCCAUUUUAUUGGAGUGUUCUUAAAGUUUUUGUACAAAAACAGUUUUUAUUGUUUUUUGCUGUUGAAAAUAAAUCAGUGUGAUGUUUGUAA
This is a messenger RNA of Gambusia affinis (western mosquitofish), 965 nucleotides long. RefSeq names its product RNA polymerase III subunit GL b (gene polr3glb). Lineage: Eukaryota; Metazoa; Chordata; Actinopteri; Cyprinodontiformes; Poeciliidae. The transcript is spliced from 8 exons. The record is from RefSeq and is a predicted model, not a curated record. Gene Ontology annotation, cellular component: RNA polymerase III complex. Gene Ontology annotation, biological process: transcription by RNA polymerase III. Bases 200 to 847 code for a protein of 215 amino acids.